GACCCCACUGCUGAGAUGCUGGUUCAUGAUUAUGAUGAUGAAAGAACUCUUGAAGAAGAGGAAUUGAUGGACGAGGGUAAAAACUUCAGUUCCGAAAUUGAAGACUUAGAAAAGGAAGGAAACAUGCCUCUGGAAGAUUUAUUGGCAUUCUAUGGCUAUGAACCUGCAAUUCCAGCGGUUGCAGAUUCCAGUGCAAAUAGCUCUCCAAGUGAACUUGCAGAUGAACUACCAGAUAUGACACUAGACAAAGAGGAAAUAGCAAAAGACCUGUUGUCGGGUGAUGAUGAGGAAACGCAGUAUUCCGCAGAUGAUCUGACACCAUCUGUGACUUCCCACGAAACCUCUGAUUUCUUUCCUAGACCUUUACUACCAAAUACCGCAUGUGAUGGGGAUAAGGAAUCAGAGGUUGAAGAUGUUGAAACAGACAGUGGUAUCUCACCUGCAGAUUUGAGGAAGGAAAUAAUGGUUGGUUUGCAAUAUCAGGCAGAGAUUCCCCCUUAUCUUGGAGAGUACGAUGGCAAUGAGAAAGUGUAUGAACACGAAGACCAGUUACUUUGGCGUCCUGGUGUAGUUUUGGAGAGCAAAGUUAAGGAGUACCUUGUUGAGACUUCAUUAAGAACUGGAAAUGAAAAAAUAAUGGAUAGGAUUUCUGCAGGAACACACACAAGGGACAAUGAACAGGCGUUAUAUGAACUUCUUAAAUGUAAUCACAGUAUAAAGGAAGCAAUUGAAAGGUACUGCUGCAACGGAAAGGCAUCUCAAGAAGGAACGACUGCAUGGACAGAGGAAGAAUGCCGAAGCUUUGAACACGCACUCAUGCUCUUUGGAAAAGAUUUUCAUCUUAUACAGAAGAAUAAGGUGAGAACUAGAACAGUUGCUGAAUGUGUGGCAUUCUAUUAUAUGUGGAAGAAAUCUGAACGUUAUGAUUACUUUGCUCAACAAACGAGAUUUGGAAAGAAACGCUAUAACCAUCACCCUGGAGUAACAGAUUAUAUGGAUCGUUUGGUAGAUGAAACAGAAGCUCUGGGUGGGACAGUAAAUUCUUCUGCCUUAACUUCUAAUUGAGCUGAGCCUAUUCCUGAUCAACAGCUGAACAUUCUGAACUCUUUCACUGCCAGUGACUUGACAGCUUUGACCAACAGUGUAGCAACCGUCUGCAACCCCACGGAUGUGAGUUGUUUGGAUGAUAGCUUUCCUCCACUGGGCAAUACACCCCGUGGACAAGUAAAUCAUGUGCCUGUUGUAACAGAAGACUUACUCACCCUGCCCAGCAAUGCGGAAAGUGAUUGUUUUAAUUUAUUUGAGAUUGGAUUUUAUCACUCGGAGCUAAACCCUAUGAACAUGUGCAGUGAAGAAUCAGAAAGACCAGCGAAGAGACUGAAAAUGGGCAUUGCUGUCCCUGAAUCAUUUAUGAAUGAGGUUUCUGUAAAUAAUUUGGGUGUGGACUUUGAAAAUCACACACAUGACAUCACCAGUGCCAAAGUGGCUGUCUCUGUGGCUGACUUUGGCAGCCUGUCUGCCAGCGAGACCAAUGGUUUCAUCAGUGCUCACGCUCUGCAUCAGCACGCUGCCCUCCGCUCGGAGUGCAGCAAGCGGGGGCCCAGAAACAGUGGGCGUGCAGGACCAGGAAACUUGAGGGGAGCUGUCGGGUUUGCUUAG
Messenger RNA from Choloepus didactylus (southern two-toed sloth), 1659 nucleotides. Its product is annotated as mesoderm induction early response protein 3-like. The transcript has 2 exons. Gene Ontology annotation, molecular function: histone deacetylase binding; transcription corepressor activity. The record is from RefSeq and is a predicted model, not a curated record. NCBI's taxonomy places the organism in Eukaryota, Metazoa, Chordata, Mammalia, Pilosa, Megalonychidae. Gene Ontology annotation, biological process: negative regulation of transcription by RNA polymerase II. Gene Ontology annotation, cellular component: nucleoplasm.